Molecule: messenger RNA, 2652 nt
Organism: Acaulospora colombiana
Lineage: Eukaryota; Fungi; Glomeromycota; Glomeromycetes; Diversisporales; Acaulosporaceae
Source: the annotation of a GenBank genome assembly
AUGAUAUUACCUAUAAUUGAUGUUACAAACCAAUCUUUUUCGGAUGAAAAACUUUCAGAUCUCGUAAAAUCGCUAAAUUUAAUUGGAGAUAUUAUUCUCCGUAUUCCGGAUGUUAAUGAAACGAGUUCUUUAUCCAGCUUCCUUAAAACUUUUCCGCUGGACAAAUAUUGGAUAUUUCCUUUUCAAGAUGUAGGCCCUGAUGAUGCUGAAUCCAUAAUUCGUCUUUUGGAUCAAGGAGCUCAAAAGAUUGUCAUCCCUUCUUCGCAAAUUUUGACGGGCGGUAGUAUCUCCACUCUACCAGCAGAUAGAUUGGUUGCAAAUUUAAGUUCACGUGACAUAUCGGGCACAAACAACGAGAAGCUGAUAACGAAUCUGUCAGUUUUAGUCUCUGGAUACUUGGUUACUGCUGACAAUGAUGAAACUGUUUCCAAGGUUGUGAGGUCAAUACCUGAGAAGCUCUUGAAGGACUUUAGCAAUUUCACUCAAACUGUGCAAAAAAAGAUGUUACCAUCGGGCGGUAUUUCAAAAGUGGGACUUAUUUUGCAUUCUGAAAAUUUUUAUUUAUCAUCAUCCUUAGAAAUUGUAAAACAAUUGUCAGAAUUUUCAGCCGAUUUGGUGGUUCCCAUGGAUCAACUUACACUGGACGUAGAUGCUAAUGGUUUGCUAAAUAUUGCAGACGUCUUCAGUUGUUCGCUUAAAUCGGAUAGACCUGAUGGUUUGUUCGUAACUGUUGUGGUGGACGAAGGGGGUGUGGCGUUAGGGGUGGUUUAUUCAUCCACGGAGAGUGUGCGUGAGGCAAUCAAGACUAGGAAAGGUGUAUAUCAGAGCAGGAAACGAGGAUUGUGGUAUAAGGGUGCCACAUCAGGAUCAGUUCAAGAAUUGAAGAAAAUUCAGGUAGAUUGUGACAGCGAUUCUUUACGUUUUGUGGUAAAACAGCAUGGAACUGUGGAUAAUGGUCUCACAGCACUUGAAGAAACGCUUCAAAGCCGGAAGACAUCUUCUCCACCCGGAUCAUACACACAAAGACUAUUCCAGAAUCCGGACUUGCUUCGUUCAAAGAUUAUGGAGGAAGCAGAUGAAUUAUGCUCCGCAAGCACAAAAGAGGACAUCGCCUGGGAAACUGCGGAUCUGUUCUAUUUCGCCCUUGUAAAAUGUGUUUCAAAUGGUGUAUCCUUGGCCGAUGUGGAGGCGCAUCUGGAUCGACGCGCAAAGAAAGUAACCCGAAGACCCGGUAAUACAAAACCUAAAUGGGAUGAAUUUACUAAGGAAAAAGAAUCAUCGUUACUGAAAACGGAACGCAUUCAGGUUCCCACAAUAGUUACCAGUAAAGAUGACAUUAAAAUGCAAAAAUUCGCAUUAUCAGAUAUUGAUGCUACACAAAGGGCCUCUCUUCUUCAGCGACCAAUAAUUGGGUCCGAUGAUAUUAUUGCCAGUGUGCGUCCAAUUGUAGAAGAUGUUCGUAAGAGAGGUGAUGUGGCCCUCAUUGAAUAUACCGCAAAAUUUGAUGGAGUUCAACUAGAAACGCCUGUAAUCUCGGCACCUUUCCCUCCUGAAUUUAUGAAGCUUGAUGAAAUCACUCGUCACGCGAUUGACCAAGCUUUUGACAACAUAUAUAGAUUUCACGACGCCCAAUAUGAUCGAUCCACAUUGAUUGUUGAAACAAUGCCUGGUGUAACUUGCUCUCGCUUUAGCCGUCCCAUUGAACGCGUAGGUCUAUAUAUACCUGGUGGUACCGCAAUUUUACCAUCCACAACCCUUAUGCUAGGUAUUCCUGCUAAAGUUGCUGGAUGUAAAGAGAUCGUCAUUGCAAGCCCCCCACGAAAAGAUGGAACAGUAGUUCCGGAAGUGCUAUACGUUGCACAUAAAGUCGGCGCAUCAAAAGUUGUGUUGGCUGGAGGUGCCCAGGCAAUCGCGGCAUUGGCUUACGGAACUGAUACUGUUCCGAAGGUUGAUAAGAUAUGUGGUCCUGGCAAUCAAUAUGUCACUGCUGCUAAGAUGUUGGCACAAAAUGACAGUUCCGCUAUGAUAUCCAUCGACAUGCCAGCAGGACCUUCUGAACUUUUGGUUAUUGCUGAUAAUACAAGCAUUCCCGAAUAUGUUGCAUCCGAUUUAUUAUCACAGGCUGAACACGGCACAGAUUCUCAAGUAGUGUUAGUUGGAGUGUCGCUUACUCCCGAGCAUCUUUCGAAUAUCGAACGUGAAAUUCACGAACAAGCAAGUCGCUUGCCGAGAGUAAACAUUGUGCGUGAAUCAAUUCCGAAAAGUUUCAUAUUGGAAGUAAAUGAUAUGGAUGAAGCUAUGAAAUUUUCGAAUGACUAUGCACCAGAACACUUGAUUUUACAUAUUGAAAGUGCUGAGAGAUGUGUGGAAAAAGUUCAAAAUGCGGGUAGUGUUUUCGUUGGUGCUUAUUCGCCUGAAAGUUGCGGCGAUUAUGCCUCAGGUACAAAUCACACUCUCCCUACAUACGGAUACGCGCGAAUGUAUUCAGGCGUCAACACUCUUACAUUCCUGAAACAUAUUACAGCACAAAAGUUGACCAAAGAAGGAUUGAAAAAUUUAGGGCAUAUCGUCAUGAGAUUGGCUGAAAUAGAGGGGUUGGAAGCUCACCGGAAUGCCGUUUAUGUCAGAGUUAAGGACUUGGAAAAUAACUGA